Messenger RNA from Sinocyclocheilus rhinocerous, 541 nucleotides. Its product is annotated as growth arrest and DNA damage-inducible proteins-interacting protein 1-like. Lineage: Eukaryota; Metazoa; Chordata; Actinopteri; Cypriniformes; Cyprinidae. Gene Ontology annotation, cellular component: nucleus; mitochondrion. The transcript is spliced from 2 exons. The record is from RefSeq and is a predicted model, not a curated record. Bases 1 to 462 code for a protein of 153 amino acids.
AUGGCACUGGCACGGGCACGGGAGCGUCGGGACGGUGUCUGCACCAAUCCAGAGCCACCUGCACCCCUCUGCCAGUCUACCAUACCCGCAGCAAUAGAUGGACGCUGUGAUGAGUCAGCUCUCAGGGAGAUCAGAUCAACCCCAACAAAGAUUAAACUCCUGUCUAUCGCGCACUAUAACCCCAGACCCCUCUGGCUGAAUAUAAAGAGCCCUUACAUACCGAGUAAAGAGAGCGAGAAGACCCCCGAGUGGCAGAAGACCGAGAAGUGUGAGCGCAGGCUGUUUGGUCGCUAUGGAGGCGCGUCUGGAGUGGACCCGGCCAAACUCUGGCCCUCUCACGUCCGGCUGGAGGAGCUGGCGGCCGAGGACAGAGAGUGGCACCCUCCGAUAGAGGUGAUGCUGGAGAGCAUCGCGGCCAGAGAGAGAGAGAGAGAGAAGGAGCAGAGGCGGAUGGAGAGGUGAAGUCAACCUGACUAGUCUCUGUUCAGUGUUUGCGAUCAACAGUGUUCAACAACUAACUCUACAUAACCCCAAAAUGAAA